AGGUACUCACCACUCUGCAAAACACAUCAUGCAAUGCCUGUCGAAUACCGUGUAGGGCAGCGGGUCUCCUUUAAAGGUCAUCGAUGCACCGUUCGGUACAUUGGUGCCGUCGAAGGAACAGACCAGAAUAAGAUAUGGCUUGGAGUUGAGUGGGAUGACCCAGCACGAGGCAAACACAAUGGAGAGUAUCUUGGCCGGAGUUACUUUAAGUGCAAGAGCGCGUCACCAACCGCAGCAUCAUUUGUCAAUCUGAAGAGUGCUCGAGCGGACCCUGAGCAGAGCUUCGUCGAAGCCGUUCGCAAUAAAUAUGCUUUGGAGCUGCCGACCCAGCCCAACCCUGUGGAAUCUGUACUCUCCAAUAAGCCAAUAGUAAUCUCCACUAAGGAGGUUCAAGAGGUCGGUUUCGACAAAAUCAGGGCAGUGCUGGCUCAACUGCAUGAAUUGAAGAUAGUUUUGGUGGAUGGCCUGCGAAUCAACAAAGCAGAGACUCCGGCAGACUCCAUCAAGCGGGAUUGCCCAAAGAUUGUGGAGCUCGACUUGAGUCGAAAUCUCUUUGACAGCUGGGAGGAGAUUGUCAACAUAUGUGGGAAAUUACAAGAUUUACGAAUCCUCAAAGUCAACGAAAAUCGACUGGAUAUACGUGCUGCAGAUCUCGAAGGUGCCAAAGAAGCUUUUCGAGGAAUACGUGAGUUGGAGCUGGAUAAUAUGUCUCUGGGCUGGGAAGACAUUCUCUCGCUAUCGCACCACUUCGAGUCUUUAACAACCCUCAGUGCUUCCUUAAACAACCUCACAGUUCUUGAUUCCUACAUCUGCGGCUCGUUUCCACAAUUAUCUCUACUAAAUCUUACUUCGUUGACCCUGGAAUACAACAAAUUUACCGCUCUUUCGGAUUUAAUCGACCUCAAAUACCUUCCUGCUCUUGAAAAAUUGUCCCUCAAGGGGAAUGAAAUCUCCGAAAUUUUUCAGAGUGGAUGGGAUAGAGAUAUUCCAGCUUCAGAGAGGUCUCUUAAGUUUCCACAAAGGUUACACUACGUUGACUUAUCUUACAAUGCGAUCCUGAGCUGGGGUUUUGUUGAUGGCUUGGCCGAUGUCUUUCCGGGGAUGACAGCCCUAAGGCUUUCACAUAACCCGAUCAACCAAAGAAGUACGAAUGCGGAAAUGAAAUCUUGGACCAUUGACGAGGCUCAUAUGAUAACUGUGGCGCGACUCGGAAAGCUGAAUGCUUUGAACUAUAGCACCAUCUCACCAACAGAGAGGACGGAAGCAGAGACAUAUUAUCUUUCUCAAAUUGCUAAGGCAAUGGCGGAAGUACCGGAGGGUCUGGAGCACACAAUAUCGUCACAGCACAAGCGAUAUGCUGAGCUUUGCAAGAAACAUGGAAUUCCCGAUGUAAUUCGAAAACAGGUUGAGACGGUCAAUCCAGAUUUCCUCGAAGCUCGCCUAAUCAAGUUCACAUUUUAUAUGCUCCGGAACACACAGUCUGGCCAGAAGGAAGUCAUCACCAAAGAACGAGAAAUCCCAAAGGGGCUUGAUGUUUACCGCGUCAAGGGCCUUGUGGGGAGGAUGUUUGACGAAAAGCCAAUGAGUCUAAGAUUGAUAUGGGAGACUGGAGCAAUGGAUCCCGUUGCAGGAAGCGAUGAUAUUAUGGAUGAUGAUUUCGACGAAGACCUCCCAGCGGAAAGCGAGUUUCCAUCGCUAGGAAAGCACGAGUCCUCCGUAAAGCAACUGGGCAGAUUUGUGCAAAGAGAGGUUGAGAUUGAGGAUAGCACACGACAUAUCGGAAAUUGUAUUGAUGGGAUGGAAGCGAGAGUUCGAGUUGAACUGAGAUGAGUAGCACCAAUACCAUAUACCCGAUUGUUUGUUUGACUGCCAUUUGUAUGCUACAGCUUUAUACGAGGUGCUCUAUCUUCCAGAUAUCAAUCAAAAAGUGAUUGCCCAC
Molecule: messenger RNA, 1939 nt
Organism: Amorphotheca resinae ATCC 22711
Lineage: Eukaryota; Fungi; Ascomycota; Leotiomycetes; Helotiales; Amorphothecaceae
Exons: 3
Coding region: 34-1830 (598 amino acids)
Biological process (GO): protein folding
Molecular function (GO): alpha-tubulin binding
Source: RefSeq, a predicted model, not a curated record